GAUAGGGAGUCUCUUGAAAAUGCUGGUUUUAUUUCAUUUUGAAAAAGAUGCAAAGUCAUUGCAAAGCACUCUUUAUGAUCUGCUCAAGCUCCUGGAAAAAUCAACUUCUGAUAUUUGGCCCAAGACUGAUGAUAACCCUGUACCUCAAACGUUUGGUCCCCAAGCAACAUCAAACACAAUCGCUGCCGCAAUGAUGAAAGCCCCCUUGCAAACAUCCACAAAGCAAGCUGAUCUGGCGCUGUUUGUGCCUCCUAAUUUGGCAAAAGAUGACAAGUGGAGAAUGCACCAAUUGGAAUCAAGCUCAAACAAAUUGACAAAUGAAAGAACUUGACUUGAGUGAUCCUCUUCAAUCUUCUUGGUGCAUAAGGAUGCAACAGGUCUUUGUGUUACCCAUGCUUUCUUUGCUGUUUCCUAUGUGAUAUGGUGAUUUUUCAAUUCAGAUAAGACAGUCUUCUUCACAUAGUUUUCAAUGCAGUGUUUGGUAUAUUGUUUUGCUCCGUUUGAAACAUGUCACCUCAAAUAACAACA
Anneissia japonica is the source of this 528-nucleotide messenger RNA. RefSeq names its product putative elongator complex protein 1. NCBI's taxonomy places the organism in Eukaryota, Metazoa, Echinodermata, Crinoidea, Comatulida, Comatulidae. Bases 20 to 331 code for a protein of 103 amino acids. The record is from RefSeq and is a predicted model, not a curated record. The transcript is spliced from 2 exons.